AUGUCAAGAGUGUGCCGAUGUCUGUCUCGGAAGAAGGUGACCCCAAGCUUAGAAGAUGGGUUUAGUCCAGUUGGAAUACCUGCCGAACCACAGCCAAGAAGUGCGUUUGAGGCCAAGGUCCCAGAGGAGACCGAACCCUGCCCCGGAUGUGGUACUAUCUACACGCCAAAUGCCAACUAUUGCGCACACUGCGGCCGACGGAGGGGAGAGGCUCCCAAGGAGUCUUCUCCGAGUCCGGUCUCAGAGGUCAAGCAGAGUGCAUCUCCUUUGCCAACGAGCUCGCCAGCGCGCGAGAAUUUGCCAGCCAAGGCGCCAGCGCCUGCAGCCGCACCUGCGCCGGCGGACAAUGAAUCCACCUCGAGACAGGCCACAUUGCCAACAGCGAAGGCGGAGGCAGCGAUCUCCACGCCCAAGCCGAGCACGCCAAGUGUGCCCAGUGAGCCGAGUGCAAUUCCGGCUGGCAAAGAAGGCAACUAUGUGGUGGAGCUACGAAGGGAAAAGCCGACCGACAGGUAUGGUUUCGCAUGGGACGCGAAUUCCUUGGAAAAGCAGAAUCUUCGAGUGAUCAACAAGAUUCUUCCUGGGACCCUGGCUGCAGUGUGGAAUGCCUCGGCUCCACCAGGCUGCGACAUUCGCAGUGGCGAUAUGCUUGUGAAGGUGGAGUUUGGUGGAGUUUCACUGAGUUUCACUGUUCCGCACAGCUUCGUUUAA
Molecule: messenger RNA, 711 nt
Organism: Cladocopium goreaui
Lineage: Eukaryota; Dinophyceae; Suessiales; Symbiodiniaceae
Source: the annotation of a GenBank genome assembly